Molecule: messenger RNA, 948 nt
Organism: Desarmillaria tabescens
Lineage: Eukaryota; Fungi; Basidiomycota; Agaricomycetes; Agaricales; Physalacriaceae
Product: Arv1-like family-domain-containing protein
Exons: 7
Coding region: 1-948 (315 amino acids)
Biological process (GO): regulation of plasma membrane sterol distribution; sphingolipid metabolic process; intracellular sterol transport
Cellular component (GO): cortical endoplasmic reticulum; Golgi apparatus
Source: RefSeq, a predicted model, not a curated record
AUGCCAAUAUGUACAACGUGUACGCGAUGGACGCCUCACUUGCAUACCGUGUAUGAAUCGGCGUAUAACCUCAGACUUGAACAAUGUUCGAACUGCCAUGCAUUUGCUGAUCCGUACAUCGAGCACGACGAUUUGACACUGCUCAUUGACCUCAUCCUACUCAAGAGAGGCGUAUAUCGACACCUACUAUUUAACCAAGGGGCUAAGCCUAGGCGCGCUACAGAGACGUCGUCUAAGGAUGACAACGGCGGGGAAGAAAAAUCGCGAUGGUUGCUUAUCGUACGCCUUGGGGGAGCUCUCACAUUUGUGGACGCUUUCAUUCGAUGGACCCAUUUGAAUCCCAGUCAGUCUGCGCACCUCUCCCCCUGGUCAGGGAAUACAAUUGCCAACUUUACUCGGACAUUCAUUGGUUGUUUUGCUGAAACCGUGGCAUUUCACUGCGGGGUUAUAGCCGCCUGUUCCGUUGUACUCAAAAUGAUAACAUCAGUAGGGAAAUGGAGGCAGCGUCAUCCUUCAUCGCCAGAAUCUGACAUCCGGCGCGAAUUCAGGCAACCUGUAAUGUUGGUCUUUAGCUAUUUGCUGAUACCGCUAACACUGUUCUACUCUUCCCUCAUAAAACUCUUCCUCUUGUUUCUUCUGACUAUCUGGCGUCCGUCGCGAUCAGAACCGCUUAAUCAAACCAACCCAUGGGAUGCGUCAAAAUUAUCCAAUUUUCUCAAUGUCCUCGAUAAUAGUCAACUUGAUAGAGAGUGGAUAGUCCGUAACGUUUUAGGAGGUAUGUCAGCUGGGUUUGGGCUACGUGUGAUCCUCGACUGUCAUCCUGUAUUUACGAUGCUUGUUAUUCUUUGCGGAUGGGUAACGAAGACUGUGAUGGCAGCCUUGGUCAGUAAAUGGGUAGGUGGGGAUGAUACGUCAGGAGAGGCAUGGUUAGCUUACAGUAUUCCGUGA